Plasmodium vivax (malaria parasite P. vivax) is the source of this 2733-nucleotide messenger RNA. RefSeq lists its product as hypothetical. Gene Ontology annotation, cellular component: U5 snRNP. Bases 1 to 2397 code for a protein of 798 amino acids. The record is from RefSeq and is a predicted model, not a curated record. NCBI's taxonomy places the organism in Eukaryota, Apicomplexa, Aconoidasida, Haemosporida, Plasmodiidae. The transcript has a single exon.
AUGCUAAACGAAGAAAGCGUAGAAGUCGAACUGGUCAAAUUAGAAAACGAAAUAAGCAAAGGUGAAAACAGCUUCGAAAAAAAAAAAAAAAAAAAAGUCCAAUUUUCAGACAAAAAUGAAACCAUAUAUUAUGAAAAAGACGAAAACGAAAAUAGCUAUUUCAAUUUUGCCGUGAACAAUUUUAACUACUUCGAAUGCUUUUACAAUGAGAUGUAUAACUGUGACUUUGAUGAGAAGGAGUUUAAGGGUGGCCAUUCUUUCCUAAAUGAAGAGGAUCCUAAAGGGGGCAGUUACAAUUCCCUUGAAAUUUUCGAGGCGAACGAUUCUUCCGAUGAAGGCACUAGUAAAGAGAAUGGCAAAGCGAGAGGGGUCGUUAGAAGAGGCUACGUCGCCAUGAAUACUGGGGAGGAUGACUCUGCUGAUGGGGCAUCCGAUGGGGAAUCAACCAAAGGCUCGUCUUCCAAUCGAAACGGAAAAAAUCAACCACUUAAAAGAGAAAGGUUUACGCAUUCCUUUAAUGAGGAUUCCUCUUUCGAAGUGAACGACGUGCAUGCAGCCAUUUUAAAUGCAGAAGAAAAAACUACCAACUAUAGUGAUGACUAUUUUGGGUACAACAUUGAGCCGUUUAAUAUGAAGAACGAGCUGAAGGAGGGAUACAUAGACAAGCAUGGCAAUUACGUUUACAACGACCCGGAUGGGGAUGAUUUUGAGGAGGCCUGGUUAAAGUCAGUUGAUGAAGAAGACCCAUUCACCUCAUUUUCUAAUAAAAAAAUAAAAGCAAAAAUACACAAGGAAACGGUCUGUAAAUUUGAUAAGAUGCAAAAUCAAAGUGUUAGUAAUAAUUCCCUCUCGGUGAACAUUUACGAUGCUUUGUACUCCCUCUCUUGUCUCCUGAUUGAAAAGGAAACGCCAAUUAAAGCCAUGGUUAGGUACAAGAAGGAUUUGAAGCUCUGUAAAAAUUACCUUAAUGAGUGCAAACUUAAGCUAGACAAAUUCAGCUUCGUUUCGGCCCCUCGGCCGAGCAAUGAGUCUUCAGCAGAUCCGAGUGCGUCCAAGUUGUGCCAGGGGGUAGAUGCGCACCCUUCCGGGGCGGACCAAGGGAAAAGGGACGAGGACGGCGGGGCUGCCCCGCGCGGAUCGGCUAAGAAGAACGUCCUGCAGGUGAACUUGAAGAGGCGCGGGGGCGACGCGAAGGAAGAGGCGAAGGAAGAGGAGGCGGUGGAAAAGGAGGCGGUGGAGAGGGAAGCCGAGGAGAAAGAACCCAUGGAGAAGGAACACAUGGAAAACGAGGCUGCGGAGAACGAAGCGGUAAAUAAGGCAGAGGUAGACAGCGAAGGCCCUCCAAAUGGAGACCCCCAAAGUGAGGAGGGUGAGAAGAGCGAAGCAACUGCCCAUGAGGAGCACUCCACCGAGCAAGAGGGGCAGCCGCGACAGGAAGAACCCCCGGCGGAGGAGGAAGCGGCUGAUCAGGAGGAGAAAUCGGCAGAACAGGAGAAUGCGGCAGAACAGGAGAACGCAGCUGAAAAGGAGAAAGCGGCUGAUCAGGUGGAGAAAGCGGCUGAUCAGGUGGAGAAAGCGGCUGAUCAGGUGGAGAAAGCGGCUGAUCAGGUGGAGAAAACGGCUGACCAGGUGGAGAAAACGGCUGACCAGGUGGAGAAAACGGCUGACCAGGUGGAGAAAACGGCUGACCAGGUGGAGAAAACGGCUGACCAGGUGGAGAAAGCCGCUGAUGAUAAUUCCACCCUCGCGGAGGGCGAGCAGCCAAACGAGCUGCAGCGGCUGGAGGAAACGUACCAGAAGAUAGCCCUGGACUACAAAACGAUCGAAAGGAGGUUUAACAACCUGAUAGAUUUGACGCAGAAAUUGACGAACGAAUAUAAAAACGUGUACUUCUUGGCGAAGCACGAAUGCGAAGCCUUGUGCAAAAAGCUGGAGGAGUCGAAGGAGGAGAGUGGAGACAUACAGUGGCAGCUGAGGUGGACUAGUGACGCUAACAACAAUGUAUAUGGUCCCUACAGCUACUACGAUAUAUAUAAUUUAAUAUCCGUUGGAAUCGUCUCAGCGGAAAACCCAAUUCAGCUAAGAAGGAUAAACAAGGAAAACAAAGUGUUAGAGAAUAUAUGGCAGAUGUACGACGCUGUCAACUACCUUACAUUUGUUAGCAACGAGAGUGUUAAAAAAAAGAGGAAGUUGAGUGAAACCAACCAGGUGGACGCGGAGGAAGAUGGCAGCGAUGAGGGGGACAACUCCGUGGAUGACGAGUAUGAUAUUAAGAAGAAGAAGCGGAAGAAGAAGGGCCUCAUCCAGAUAUCGAAAAAGAAGGAGGAGCCCUCCACCCGUGAGGACGACUCGGACAACGAGGAGGAGGACGACGACUAUGAGAGCUAUGACUACUGAGGUGGGCUGACUGCGGAAGUGAGUGGAAUGUGCUACCCCGUGUUGUCCCUUGCUAUCCCGUGCUGCCCCUUACUGCCCCACGCAUGAGUGUGUGCACCGCUCGUCUGGAGGAAUGCUCGAGGGAGGAAGGUGUUGCCUCGCCUUGCAUCACCAACACACGUUUGGGCCUCCUGCAAGUAAUGCAAAGCCCCAGAACGGUCAAACCUGCAGUGGUAUAUAAAGCCACACGUGGCACCAUUUUUUCAGUUUUAAGCAUAGUUGAAGAAGAAGCAGUUUUCCCCCCCCCAUUUUGCUAUCCCAUUCUGAUUAGCCAUAUCGCUUUUUUUUUUUUUUUUU